This is a messenger RNA of Peronospora farinosa, 1203 nucleotides long. The record is from the annotation of a GenBank genome assembly. NCBI's taxonomy places the organism in Eukaryota, Oomycota, Peronosporomycetes, Peronosporales, Peronosporaceae.
AUGAGCAAAUCCACCGAUCACCACGCUGUUGUCGAGGAAGAGUUCUUGAUGCUAGAACAUGUCCUGAAUCAGACGGCUGGCGAUACGUCGGCAUGUCUGAAAUUGCUGAAGAAGCACCUUUCCGAGUAUGAUAGCCGUAAUAGCAAUCACCUUUCCAAUACUGCCACGUCGUAUAUGAAGAAGGACAUGCGCACGGCAAAGGACGCUGCGUCGAGUCUGAAGCAUGUGGCUGAUGAGAUGAGCAAGAACCGGACCAAGACGGAGGUAGCAUCUGCUCGCAACAUGAUGAAUGCCACAGCCAAGGCAAUGGAAACGCUGAAGAUAACGGCUCGUAACUACGACAAGGAGAACAAGCAGUCAAAGGGGAUUAAGGGCACGAUCGAUGCUGCCAUGGGUGGCCAUCACAACAAGGACAAGGACGAAAAACAUGACAAGAAGAAGGACGAGAAGCAUGACAAGAAGAAAGACGAGAAGCAUGACAUGAAGAAGGAAGGGAAACACGACAAGAAGAAGGACGAGAAGCACGACAAGAAGAAGAACGAGAAGCACGACAAGAAGAAGGACGAGAAGCACGACGAGAAGGAAGACGAGAAGCACGACAAGAAGGAAGACGAGAAGCACGAGACGAAGAAGGACGAGAAGAAGAAGGACGAGAAGCACGAGAAACACGACAAGCAGAUGGUCGAUAAAUACGACAAGAAGGAAGACGAGAAGCACGAGAAGAAGAAGGACGAGAAGCACGAGAAACACGACAAGCAGAUGGUCGAUAAAUACGACAAGAAGGAAGACGAGAAGCACCACAAGAAGGAAGACGAGAAGCACGAGAAGAAGAAGGAUGAGAAGCACGAGAAGAAGAAGGACGAGAAGCACGAGAAGAAGAAGGAUGAGAAACACGAGAAGAAGAAGGAUGAGAAACACGAGAAGAAGAAGGACGAGAAACAUGGAUUGUUUGGUAAGGAUUACACUCAUAAGGAUGGAGGUUUACUCGACACCAACGACAAAAAUGGAGGUGGCAUCCUGGGGAGCACGGAUACCGUCGAGGUAUUAGUGGAGAAGACACUUCACGACAACUUCAGCCUCACUGCGUUGGACCACCAAAUUACCGCAACAGAGAAGGCUCUAUCACCUUCUAUGAUGGAGCGUGCAAAGGAAAAGAUACACGAUGUCAAGGAGAAGUUGACAGGCGACUCCAAACACAUGUGA